GGCUACAGCUGAACCCCAGUCCCACAACCAGAGAAUUCAUCAUCAUGACAUAUGAGUUCCUGUGGUUUGAAGGGUUACCUUUCCCUGAUUCUGGUUUCAGCUCUGAAGUUAUAAAAGAAGCAUGUACUAAGUUUGUGAUAAAGGAUGAAGAUACAGUAACGGUGUCUUACCCUAAAUCAGGAACCCACUGGUUGAUUGAAAUUCUCUGCCUGAUUCACUCCAAAGGGGAUACCAAGUGGAUUCAGUCUGUGCCCAUCUGGGAACGCUCACCCUGGAUAGAGACAGAUCGGGGUUACAAAUUGCUAAAGGAGAAUGAAAGACCAAAUUUCCUGUCCUCCCACCUUCCCUUCCAUCUCUUCCCCAAGUCAUUAUUCACUUCCAAGGCCAAGGUGCUAUAUCUCAUGAGAAAUCCCAAAGAUGUUCUUGCAUCAGGUUAUUAUUUUUGGGCUACAUCAAAGUUUUCUAUUAAACCAGAGUCACUGGAACAAUACUUUAAAUGGUUCAUCCAAGGAAACGUGCCCUAUGGAUCAUGGUUUGAGCACAUUCGUGGCUGGAUGUCCAUGAGACACAGGGAGAACGUCCUGCUGCUGAGUUAUGAAGAGCUGCAGAAGGACCCAAGAAGCACCAUAGAGAAGAUCUGUCAAUUCCUGGGAAAGAAGUUAAAUCCAGAAGAACUGGAUUCAGUCCUCAAGAAUAGCUCCUUCCACGUCAUGAAACAAAACAAGAUGUCCAAUUAUGAAAUGUUGCCUGAAUCUUCAAUGAUUCACUCUCCAAUAGCAAGGAAAGGCAUCUGUGGGGACUGGAAGAAUCACUUCACAGUGGCCCAAGCUGAAGCCUUUCAUAAAGUAUACCAAGAGAAGAUGGCAGGUUUUCCCAAAGACCUGUUCCCAUGGGAAUAAUGUCCAAGAAAUUCUGGAUCUUCUAUGGAUAUUGAUUAUUGUCCUGGGACAUGUAGAAGACAGGGGGGUUCUUUGCAUAAAACCCAUUUCUAGAGGAAAGGGGGAGGGAAGGAUAGGAUAACAUAAAGAACCAAUGAAAUAUAAACUAAUAGAUGAACAAAAGGAAAUCUAGUCAAGUAGAGAAGGAGAAUAGGAGAGGGUGGGGACAUGGCAGGGAUAGGUGGAGCAUAAACAUUAAUGGAUCUCCAACUAUGACUGAGUGUUUCUGGAUGGAAACAACUACUGUGUAUAACUAUGAUGUUGUGACCAAAAAAAAAAAAAAAACUGUGUCUUCACUCAGAAGCCUUGAGUCAUACAUUUUUGUUUCUC
Molecule: messenger RNA, 1268 nt
Organism: Sciurus carolinensis (gray squirrel)
Lineage: Eukaryota; Metazoa; Chordata; Mammalia; Rodentia; Sciuridae
Product: sulfotransferase 2A1-like
Exons: 6
Coding region: 45-899 (284 amino acids)
Biological process (GO): sulfation
Cellular component (GO): cytoplasm
Molecular function (GO): sulfotransferase activity
Source: RefSeq, a predicted model, not a curated record